Messenger RNA from Wasmannia auropunctata (little fire ant), 1044 nucleotides. Its product is annotated as protein FAM210A. Gene Ontology annotation, cellular component: mitochondrion. Bases 171 to 914 code for a protein of 247 amino acids. The record is from RefSeq and is a predicted model, not a curated record. Lineage: Eukaryota; Metazoa; Arthropoda; Insecta; Hymenoptera; Formicidae. The transcript has 7 exons.
GAUGAGAUAUUGAUAUCUUCUGGUUUGGUAGCAACUUUUGAGAUUAAUGUAGUGGUUAUGUCAAGGUUGUGUAAGGUUUUGUGAUGAAUAUAAGUAUUUGAGUAUUACGCGAUCACAAGCUAGUAACAAUUCAUUAAAAGUCUUCCGAAAAGAAGCGGCGUUUUUCGAACAUGGAUGUAAUGUUCGCUCGCGGAUUGAGAUUUAGCGUUGAACUAGGCAAUGCCUCGAUAUUGUUAACAAAAUAUCUUCCAUUAUCGGCAUGUUACACAUGCCGUGUCAAUACCACACGCUGGAAGUCAGCAUUCCCUGUUGCAGAAAGAUAUCAACAUUAUAGGGCCGCGUCAUAUUAUUCCUUAGGCCUCGUAAAUAAUAUACUCGUGUAUCAAAAGUCAUUGAGACAAGACAUUAGUAGAAAUGGUAUUAGACUGGCAUACUAUUCGGAUCUCAAGCAAAGUUUUGACGGCGAUUGCCAAAAACCUCAGACGGAACAGAAACUAACAGUAUUUCAAAAAAUGAAGCAAAUGACUAAAGAUUACUGGCACGUGUUAAUACCUGUGCACGUGGUCACUUCUGUAGGAUGGGUAGCUAUAUUCUAUAUUGCCGUUAGGAAUGGUGUCGACAUAGUCCAGCUGUUGGAAUACAUGAAUUUUAGUGAAAAAUAUGUAGACAUAGUACGUAACUCGAGUGCUGGCAACUGGGCCAUUACUUAUGCGCUGUAUAAGAUAUUCACCCCACUGAGAUAUACUGUUACUGUCGGAGGAACGACAAUGGCUAUUAGAUAUUUGAGCAAAUUAGGCUACGUGAAGCCGUUGUCAUUCAAGCUUCAAUCAGUAGAGCCUACGGGCAAAGCUAUGACCAGUACAGUCGAACAAAUGUGCAGCGGAACACAAGACAAAAUUCAAGGCAGAGUGUAAAACGGACCGACACACGGAACCGCCGAAACCAUGAAUACUUCUCCCUACGUCGAAUGAUACGUUGUAUCGUGAUGUCCCGUUGUAUAUUUCUCUUUACAAAUAUAUAUACAUGUUAUAUCAUGACAAAUCA